Messenger RNA from Aedes albopictus (Asian tiger mosquito), 883 nucleotides. It is a transcript of the gene mRpL22, whose product is annotated as large ribosomal subunit protein uL22m. Lineage: Eukaryota; Metazoa; Arthropoda; Insecta; Diptera; Culicidae. The coding region runs from base 182 to 841 and encodes 219 amino acids. Gene Ontology annotation, biological process: translation. The transcript has a single exon. The record is from RefSeq and is a predicted model, not a curated record. Gene Ontology annotation, molecular function: structural constituent of ribosome. Gene Ontology annotation, cellular component: mitochondrial large ribosomal subunit; ribosome.
AACAGCCGAUUUGCUGUCAUCCCCAUAGUUCCAAUCGAGCAGGAGACCUGUCAAAACGACCAGGAUUCGCCACUUUGGUAUACUCGAGACACUUUAAUAAUCGCAUCCUGCAGUCCAGCACAAAUUUUAUCGAAAAAAUAAGUGUUUUCCGUGAAAAUUUCUGUUAAAACCCUGCGGACCAAUGUCCCAUCUGUUGCGUAACUUCAGCCGGCUGGCCAUCGGCAGUUCCAACCGCUUAAUGCCGGCCUUAACCGCCUUCCCCGCGGUCGCCACCAACCAAUUCCACACGAGCAGCACGUUGUCCAAGAAGUGGAACAGUCACAGUACCGGCCCGAAACGAUGGCUCGAUUACAACAAAAUCGUGUACGCACCGCAAACACCGGACGAAACCCCCCGGCCAGCUUUCGUGUGCCACCAGAAGACCAACAUCAAGUACAGCCCGAAAAAGAUGUGGUACAUUGCCAGCUUCGUGCGGGGCAUGUCGGUGGACGAAGCCGUCAAGCAGCUGUCCUUCAUCGAUAAGAAGGGAGCCGCCGCAGUGAAGGAAGCGAUUCUGGAGGCGGUGGAAAUGGCCGUCAAGCAGCAUAAUGUGGAGUUCCGGUCAAACCUGUGGGUGGCGGAAUCGUUCUGUGGCAAGGGGCGAGUGUUCAAGGGUUUCCGUCGGCACGGACGGGGCCGGUUCGGUGAGGUCGAGUACAAACAUUCGCACUACUUUGUCCGGCUGGAGGAGGGAAGCCCACCGGAGAAUUACUACCCGGGACAGGAACCGAAGAGUGGCGACCAGAUGCUGCAGGAGUGGCUGGAGUCCAUGCGAAAGCGGAAGGUUAUCAAUUCGCUGUAGAGGUUUGUGUUGGAAUAAAAGGAUGAUAGUUUCGGUUUGAAA